GCGACAGCUACCGCUUCAGAGGAAGCGUCUGCGGAGGAGGAAGAAGAGCAGGGCAAGGCGGGAGUCACAGGCGGGACCCUCGCCAUGGGUCCGCGGACCUAGAGCGGCGGAAGCUACCGGCCCGGUGCCGAGCUGGCCGCUGCUCCUUCCCUUGGCUCCCAUGGCUGAGGACUGGCUGGACUGCCCAGCCUUGGGCCCUGGCUGGAAGCGCCGUGAGGUCUUUCGAAAGUCAGGUGCCACCUGUGGACGCUCAGACACCUAUUACCAGAGCCCCACAGGAGACAGGAUCCGAAGCAAAGUUGAGCUGACCCGCUACCUGGGCCCUGCGUGCGACCUCACCCUCUUCGACUUCAAACAAGGCAUUCUGUGUUAUCCAGCCCCCAAGCCCCAGUCCUUAGCUGUCCCUAGCAGGAAGCGGAAGAAGCCUUCACGGCCAGCCAAGACUCGGAAACGUCAGGUUGGACCCCAGAAGGGUGAGGUCAGGAAGGAGGCCCCAAGAGAUGAGACCAAGGCUGAUGCCGACACAGCCCCAGCUUCACUCCCUGCUCCUGGGUGCUGUGAGAACUGUGGAAUCAGCUUCUCAGGAGAUGGUACCCGAAGACAGCGGCUCAAGACAUUAUGCAAGGACUGCCGAGCACAGAGAAUUGCUUUCAACCGGGAGCAAAGGAUGUUUAAGCGUGUGGGCUGCGGGGAGUGCGCGGCCUGCCGGGUAACCGAGGACUGCGGGGCCUGCUCCACCUGCCUUCUGCAGUUGCCCCAUGAUGUGGCCUCGGGGCUGUUCUGCAAGUGUGAGCAGAGACGGUGCCUCCGGAUUGUGGAAAGGAGCCGAGGGUGUGGAGUGUGCCGGGGCUGUCAGACCCGAGAGGACUGCGGCCGUUGUCGAGUCUGCCUUCGCCCUCCCCGCCCUGGUCUCAGGCGCCAGUGGAGGUGUGUCCAGCGGCGCUGCUUACGGCACCUUGCCCACCGUCUGCGUCGCCACCAUCAGCGAUGUCAACGACGCCCUCCCCUAGCUGUGGCUCCCCCUGCUGGUAAACGUAGCCGCCGCAGAGGAGGCUGUGACUCCAAGAUGGCAGCUCGGCGGCGCCCCCCGCGAGCCCAGCCACUGCCUCCAGUUCCCCCAUCACAGCCUCCAGAGUCCCCAGAGCUGCACCCCAGAGCCCUGGCCCCCUCGCCACCUGCCGAGUUCAUCUAUUACUGUGUAGACGAGGACGAGCUACAGCCUUACACGAAUCGUCGGCAGAACCGCAAGUGUGGGGCCUGUGCAGCCUGCCUACGCCGGAUGGACUGUGGCCACUGCGACUUCUGCUGUGACAAGCCCAAAUUUGGGGGCAGCAACCAGAAGCGUCAGAAGUGUCGUUGGCGCCAAUGCCUGCAGUUUGCCAUGAAGCGGCUGCUGCCUAGUGUCUGGGCAGGAUCUGAGGAUGGGGCAGGCCCGCCCCCACCUUAUUCUCGUCGAAAGAGACCUGGCUCUACUCGGCGGCCCCGUCUGGGGCAGAUACUGAAGACCUCCUUGACCACACCCACAGCCCGAUCAGGCCGUGCCCAGACUCCAAUGAAACAGGAAACAGGCAGUGGCUUUGUGCUACCCCCACCUGGCACCGACCUUGUGUUCUUACGGGAAGGUGCAAGCAGUCCUGUGCAGGUGCCUGGCCCUGCUUCAGCUUCCACAGAAGCCCUGUUGCAGGAGGCCCAGUGCCCUGGCCUGAGUUGGGUUGUGGCCUUACCCCAGGUGAAGCAAGAGAAGGCGGAUGCCCAGGAAGACUGGACACCGGGCACAGCCAUCCUGACUUCUCCUGUAUUGCUGUCUGGCUGCCCCAGCAAGGCAGUAGACCCAGGCCUGCCACCUGUGAAGCAAGAGCCACUGGACCCUGAGGAGGACAAGGAGGAAGAGAGCAAGGAUGACUCCGCCUCCGACUCGGCACCAGAGGAGGAGGCAGGAGGGGCUGGCACACCCGUGAUCACCGAGAUUUUCAGCCUGGGUGGAACCCGCCUCCGGGACACAGCAGUCUGGUUGCCAAGGUCCAAGGACCUUAAAAAACCUGGAGCUAGAAAGCAGUAGACUGGAGGCUUCUGCAGACUGUAGGAUUCAAGGGAUUUGAGCUUAUGCAGUAGUGGGAGCUGAGUAAACAGUCUCUGUAAGGCUGUUGUCUUUGCAUCUAAUGCUGGAGCUUGAAGUCUGCAGGGCAGGCAAUCGGGAAGGGAAGAUGGAUGUAAAGUGUGGGAGACGGAGGACACUUUGGCGCGCACGAGCAAGAGCUGGAACCGGCGAGGAUGGCCUAGAACCCAUGUCAGUGUCUCAGCACCUCCAACUUCGAUGAUGUGGGUGUCCUGCAGAAGAAGCUGGUGCCCUUCAUCACAGAGUUAAAUACUCGUCCUGCCCAGGAAUUAGAGAAGCUGAAGGAGGAAGAUCCCAGGGAAAGUGGAGCAGCUGCAGGCCUGACUGCAGGCCUGACUGCUGCCCCACACCAACGAGGUGAGCCAGCAGAUAAGUGACAACAUGUGUGAACUGCAACAGUGCCUGGUGCGCCUGCACCAACCUUCCGAGUGUAAAAACAGUAUGCUGCUGCUUCACUUCUGUCCUCCAAUUACCAUGCAAAAUGUCUCUUGUGGCCCAUCCUAACCGGAAGCAUACGGGGAAGGGAGUUCUGGGAAACGUAGCCUAGUCAAGGUGACACAUUACAAAGCCACCCUGCCAUGAAUCAGCUCCCAAGGGUCUCACUGCUCACCCGAGGAUAACUUGAUAAAGCUUCGUUGCUGGAAAUGCAAAGCUGAAGACCAUGGAUUUCAUGGUGACCCCAGGAAGUACAGAAAUACUGUCAAGCCCACCCAGAAAAAAACUGGCUGGUCUCGGCUAUUUUUGUGUCAUUCAUUCAAGUAAUGAGAACCUGGCCCAUGGUAGGCACUGUACUUGAUACUGGGAUAAAGGAAUGAAAAAGAUAUAGUCCAUGCAAUUUUAUUAAAUACAUCAGUUAUGUAUUACAAAUGGUGAAUGGAUAUCCAACUUUAUCAUGGAAUUUAAUGGUGAAAAUAUAGAAUUCAGGAAACUGUCGGGAGGACAGCCCUUGCGUGAACCUUGUUGGGGCACAAUAGGAAUUGGAAAUAAUAUAAAUAGUUUCUAUCUCUGAGCUGUUCUAUUUUAAAAUUAU
Messenger RNA from Odobenus rosmarus divergens (Pacific walrus), 3146 nucleotides. RefSeq names its product methyl-CpG binding domain protein 1 (gene MBD1). Bases 161 to 2059 code for a protein of 632 amino acids. The transcript is spliced from 18 exons. NCBI's taxonomy places the organism in Eukaryota, Metazoa, Chordata, Mammalia, Carnivora, Odobenidae. Gene Ontology annotation, molecular function: DNA binding; zinc ion binding. The record is from RefSeq and is a predicted model, not a curated record.